UUUGAAGUUCACUGUGUUGUUCAUGGAUGAGUAAACAUAUAUAUGUCAAAUGAACAACUGAUCAUAACGUAAUGCUUAACUUAGAAAACUUUUACACAAUUCGGCGAAAAUUUACUUGUUAUUUAAUGAAAGAAAUAUGCAAUAAUUAUUAAUAAGAUUGUAAAUAUAAAUAUUUUCGUUUAAGGAAACAUUUUUAAUAUUAAAAAUGUCGUGUUAUUUUCGACAAAACGGUGAUACUGAAGUAACAAUACCAAAAUAUAAUGAGUCUUCAACUGGUGUAACCUAUUAUGAUAUUAAAGUUCGAGUGCGCCAAGUAGAGUGGAUGGUGGAACGACGGUAUAAGGAUUUCGACCAACUAAAUGAGAAACUGGUUAAUGAUAUAUCAAUAUCAAAGAAAUUAUUGCCGCCUAAAAAGAUUGUAGGUAAUAAAAAUCCGGCGUUUUUGGAACAACGUCGAGAGCAGUUGGAAAAAUAUUUGCAUGAACUACUGGUUUUCUUUCGAAUACAAUUACCAAGAGUAUUGGCUGAGUUUCUGGAUUUUAACAAAUACGAUAUAAUUUAUUUGCUACAGGACUUGGCAAAAUUAUUUCAUGAAAACGGCGAAAGUUUAUUAAGUUCUAAAAAGGAAUUUCAUCUAUCGGCCUUAGAGGCUUAUGCGAUAAGUGAGCGUUUAAGUUUGCCAUGUCCACCAGAAAACAUCGAGCAGCGAGGAAUUUUUGAUUUUUCACACGUUUUGGAUUUUUGUACACAACUCGAAAUUUUAGUAAUAACGCCCGUUAAAGAUAAUACCUCAUUUGAAAAUGACUAUAACACCGUUGACGUGCCUAUAGGACGCAGUAAUAUCAUACCAAAAACGUUAUCUUUCAAUUUAAAUGCAUUCCGUAAUUUAAAAACAUUGAAGUUUUAUGGCAUAUCAACUGAAAAUAUAAUUGAUAUAGCGCUCUUGAAGCCUACACUAGCCAGCAUUUGUGUGCACAAUACCACAAUAACACAUUUGAAUCAAGUGUUACUCUGUGAUAAUUUGCAUAAGGAAUUGGCAGCUGCGAGUAGCAGUAACAGCAACAGCAACGGAGCGAUAUCAACAUCUGUUGUUACCGAUAAACGCAGCGUUUGGUCAAACGUAACGAAAAUAGAUUUAACAUGUAAUUUACUCACACAAAUCGAUUCCAGCGUGCGGACCACACCAAAUUUACAGGAAUUGCGACUUGAACAAAAUCGCAUAAGUGCAAUACAGAAUUUGGCAGAAAUGUCACAUUUGCAGGUGCUAUCAUUGUCCGCUAAUCUUAUAAUGGAGUGCAUUGAUUGGCACAUGGAAUUGGGAAAUUUGGUCACACUUAAUCUGGCUCAAAACAGAUUGAAAAAACUAACUGGUUUGCGUAAACUCUUAUCGUUAGUGAAUUUAGAUGUUAGCUGUAAUCAAAUUGAAGAUUUGGAAGAAGUUGAUAAUAUAGCCUGUUUACCAAUAUUGGAAAAUCUACGCUUAACUGGGAAUCCACUUGCGGGGAGUGUAGAUUAUAGACCGCGUGUUUUAGCACGAUUCCAUGAGCGAGCUGUCGAAAUUUCACUUGACAGUGAACCAGGCACGCAAAACGAGUUAGAUACUGCCUUAGUAUUAUCUGCCUUAUUAAAAUCAAAAAUGCGACAAAACAAUCGUACACCGAAAUAACAUUUCGCGCUGUGUGGUUCUGAUUCCGAGUUAGCUGGUCGCCAAAUUUUAGUUAACAUAAAAAGGAUUUUAAGCUAAAACGUGCGUAUAUAAUAUUUUUAAUUGUUCAUAUUU
Molecule: messenger RNA, 1780 nt
Organism: Teleopsis dalmanni
Lineage: Eukaryota; Metazoa; Arthropoda; Insecta; Diptera; Diopsidae
Product: nischarin-like
Exons: 6
Coding region: 206-1666 (486 amino acids)
Cellular component (GO): cytoplasm
Molecular function (GO): phosphatidylinositol binding; protein kinase binding
Source: RefSeq, a predicted model, not a curated record